CUCCAGUACUGCAAUGAAGUGGGAAAGAAACUAAAAGCUAGUGGUAUUCGGGUCGAGGUCUGCAGUGGCGAACGCCUACCAAAACUCAUUAGGAAUGCAGAGAAGCAGAAGAUACCAUUGAUGGCUGUAGUUGGGCCCAAAGAGGUAGAAACACAAACUGUAACUGUUAGAUCUAGGUUUGCUGGGGAGUUGGGGAACAUGUCCAUUGAUGAAUUUAUCAGUAGAACAAAGAAUGCAAGUGAAAACCGGACAUUCUUAUGAUCAGGAUUCAGGAGCAUGGUAUUUAAAACGUUUGGGAGUGGCUCUCCUAAAUUAUAAGUCAUUCUUGUAUGAUUUAAACAUAGUUUUGAACCACAGAGCAAUAGAGAGAGGAAAAUAAAGGAAUACAGGAAUUCUACUUUCUACUUGAA
Messenger RNA from Nicotiana tabacum (common tobacco), 410 nucleotides. The record is from RefSeq and is a predicted model, not a curated record. NCBI's taxonomy places the organism in Eukaryota, Viridiplantae, Streptophyta, Magnoliopsida, Solanales, Solanaceae.